AUGCAGCAUCCUCGACAUGAACAUGAAAUGAUCCUGGCCAUCGCCCUGCCCUGCCCUGCCCUGCCCGACACGGCUCCCUCUUCCGUGCGCUUCGGCGCCAGAAAGGGCUGGCAGCAUCGACAUCGAAGGGCCGGCCAGUCAGAAUGCCCUCGCCGUCCUCGUCCCAGCAUGCCGCUCGACGCGCUGCAUUCGGCGUGCAAUCGGGAUGAUCCCCCAGGAAUGUGUCUAUCCACCGCUGCGGCCCGCCAACGUGCGAAUGAGAUCUCCCGGGCACGUCUUUUUCGCAUGCACAAGCACUAUCUAUCGGUCCCGGCGAGCUGGGAAGAUCUCACCCAGCCUUCUCUCGAGCAUGAUGCACCAGCAUGCGCCGGCAUGCGGGAGCCACCAAUCUCCCUUCUGACGUCUCCCUCCCUGGAAGAAACACUGGGCGGUCGCCUCCAUCUCAAACUGCAUCUGGUAAGGCGAUCAGACACUCGUCGUACGUGGGCGGUGGGCCCUUGGUGUCUGUGUAUGCGCUGCUUAGCAGGACAGGUAAUCGGCUGCCCUUCCGCGUCGCUUACGGCGCCAUACAUCGACAGGCGAUUGACCCUUGACCGGGGGCUGAGCUCCAGUAAUACCUCACGGCUAAAUGAGCACGUCUUUGUAGCCACACCACCAAUUUCGACAACCCCAAGAGCUCGGUCCCUCAUUCGACCUUAUGCACACUUUCUUGAUCUGACUGUUAUAUGUUUUCAACAGAGGCCACCACCACCACCCCUGUUGUACUCCAUUCGCUUAUCGCCCCAGUAUGCUCACCAUCUACCACGCUGUCCAACGGAUGAGGGUAGAAUGAGUUCCUCAUCUUGGGCCGGCUACGGGCCAUCCGCACCGGCUGCAGGAGGCCCUUCCAACCAGCUUCAGCGAACUGCUUCGGGAGACCGUCAGAAGAAGCCGCAAUCCAGACAGCUCCUCUCGUGUACAAAGCGAAGCCUCCUCUUCCGAGAAACUUUCUACAGAUGGAAAGCUAAUCAAGUGAAUGAUGAUGAUGACAGUGUGAUCGGACAAAGCCAUGCUCCGCGUGCUUUUGUCGUCGGCGAGGGCAAUGACUACAGCCCCAUUCAGCAGUCAUAUGAGAUCCGAAAGCUUCGAGCGGAGAAUCAACGACUGAAGGAGAGGCUGCAAGCAGCCCGCCUCACUCAGUCGGGCGGCGACGACGACGACGACGAUGACGGGGAUUCGGCGGAACGAAAGAAUUCACGAACCACUUCCCGAGCGGCAGCCUCACGACAACGUCGCUUCAAGACCGGCGAUCGAGUCGAUAAUCUCUACUUUGGCACGCCUGGCCUCGCCAACAUCGUUGCGGAUUUCGCCAACCUGCAGUUCGGCACUCAGUCACUCACACACACAAUCCCUCGAGGAAAGGAUCUCUACCACCCUGAACAAUCAUCAUUGUAUCCAUUUUCCAUCCUAUGGCCGUCGGGAAACGGAGCGGGCGACAUGGCUCGCUCGCUGCUUCCACCACACGACGAUGUGCUGCAGUGUCUCGACGUAUUCCAAAAGCGAGCACAGUCUUGCUACUUCCCUCACACGCCGGAUGAGCUCACUCGAAAGGAGGUCGAACGAUUUCUGGGCGACGCCGUGAACUAUGCGGAGCGCGCGCCGGACAUGCUGGCCCUGAUCUUUGCAAUGCUGGCGACUGCUAUGCAAAUGGGCAUCCACGAUCGCUACGGUGGCUGGGCGGAGGGUGCCGUUGAAGAGACGAGACUGUCCAUUUCGCGCGCCCUCGCAGCCGCCAUGCAGGCGCUUCGCGUCGCAUCCUUCAUGAACACCCCUACUCUCCUCGGUAUUCAGACUCUUGUGAUGGUGGGGCCGUAUCUGACGAACAGUGGACGAUUCCUCGAUGCGUGGACGUUGUUUGGAACGACGAUUCGCAUGGCGCAUUCGAUCGGUCUCCACCGCAAUCCGCAACUCCUCGAACCCACGCCUCCUCUUCGAGAGAGCAUGAUCAGGAAGACACUCUGGUGGUGGAUGUUGCACAUGGACCAGCAAUACUCCGUCACACUGGGCCGGCCGCUUGGAAUCUCUGGCUUCGGUGACUGUCCACCUCCCGAACAGCUGACCACGAACCCGACCAUUUUGCGACUCGGCGAAUUCGUCGACCACUUGACCAUUUUGGCACGUCAGAUUCUCGGUAGCGAUGGCAUGAUGAACGUGGGGCGGAUUGACGAAUUCACCGACAAACUGCUUGGCCUGUGGGAUACGAUGCCCGAGGCCCUCCAGUUCAACGAGAGCUGGUCGCAAGAGCACACCGCGCUUCCGGACUGGCCACUGGAAGUGAUGUGUGGUAGGAAUUCGCUGACAGUGACAGUGCUCUAUGCCAAGGUGCAAUCGUUUCUCAUCCUUCUGAAUCGGCAACGGAUCGAACGCACUCAAGGAGUUGCGAGCGAGCAUUCACCGCCUGGAUCUAUGGGACCUCCUCCCCGACCAUCCUCGAUGCAGAGCUCACUCUACUCAGAGCAUCCCCUACAUCCCGCGCCACUGAGAGGCCGUUCCCUCGUCAUCAAUUCGUCAUGCGCCCUCAUUCAGGCGUUCAUGUUUCUCUAUCUGCGCAAGCCAGAAGUUCUCAUCUGCUGGACAAUGGGACAACAGGCGUUCAACGCGUCCAUGAUCCUCAUCCUUGAUGCAUGGGAGACGGAGAAUAAUGUCAACAUCCAUUGGGUUGAUAAAGCGUAUCUAGUCUUCUCAGAGCUCCAGAAGCACGGCGUCCAUCAACUGGCUGAGCUCGCGGUGCAGCGCAUCUCAGACGGACUGGCUGUGAUCGGAAACAGGGCGGCGCAGCGCCGACAGCAGGCCGAGACAACACGAAACGCUUACCAGCCUCCGCUUCCGAUCGAUACGGCUUCGAUGACAGAUUUCCCGAGUGACGCCGUAAUGGGCAACACGGGCAUGUUCCUCCUCGAGGACCUCGGAUUGCAGUCAUAUUCACCGCAUGCCUUUGCACCGUUGGGAUGGCAUAUGGCGGGCAGCGCACAUCCUUCAAACCCAUCACAUCCGACUACGCCGAGUAUUCCUUCCCCGAUCAUACCGGUCAGUCAGGUCACGGCGGCACCAUUCCCAGCCGUAAUGUCUCCUUACAGCAUGGCACCUGUGGGUCCUGCAUCAUACAGCAUUGGCAUCCCACCACACAUGUCUAGUGUCUAUCAGCAACAGCAAACACAGCAGCAGCAGCAGCAGCAGCAGCAGCAGCAGCAGCAGCAGCAGCAGCAGCAGCAGCAGCAGCAACGUCGACUCCCUACUACUACACCCUCAGCAGGUCCGACCAGACCUCCCCAAGCAGCUUUUACUCCCAUCAAUACGGAUGUCCCUUUACAACAACAACAACUCCAACGACAGCAGCAGCACUCUCCCCAGGAAGUCCAACAGGCAAGCCAGUCUUUUUCUCAGGUUCGCGGUCCCCGUCACAGCGGCACAUCAGUCGUCGCACAGGCAAAGCAGUCACAGCAGUACGGCUACGGGCGCGGGACCGCGAGGAAUCAACAGUCACUCUCAUCGCUUGGAUCGGCCGCCGAGGAGCCAGCAAAGACGGAAGUGAGGGAUGACGACGACGACGUUGCUGCUGCUGCGCAAAUACAACAACUCCUGCGCCUACUACACUCGAUCAAGCGACUUGGCAAGCUAAUGCUGGGAGGCAAUGGCCUGUACUUUGGAUAUCACGUUGGACGUACCUGUAUGAUACAUGUACCUGCUUCGGUUGGGAGGAGAAGAGAGGAGAGGAGAGGAGAGGAUAAGGAGGAGGUUUGCUCAUUACACAUUUCCAACGCGUCACAGAACGUGGGAUGCGCUUUGGAGGGAGGUGCGGGGAGGCACAGUCACGGCGGUUUUUUUGGGGGGGUAGUUUGUUUCUGCUUCUUCGUGGGAGGUCCAGCGCAGAGAUGGGAACGAACGGCAAAAAAAAACUUGGAGGAAGGGAGGUCUUGGAUUUUUUUGACUGGUGGGAAGGGAAGGAAAGAACUCAGAGAAUGA
This is a messenger RNA of Pseudocercospora fijiensis CIRAD86, 4002 nucleotides long. RefSeq lists its product as uncharacterized. Lineage: Eukaryota; Fungi; Ascomycota; Dothideomycetes; Mycosphaerellales; Mycosphaerellaceae. Gene Ontology annotation, biological process: DNA-templated transcription. The record is from RefSeq and is a predicted model, not a curated record. Bases 1 to 4002 code for a protein of 1333 amino acids. Gene Ontology annotation, molecular function: zinc ion binding; DNA binding. The transcript is spliced from 22 exons.